Molecule: messenger RNA, 2371 nt
Organism: Equus caballus (horse)
Lineage: Eukaryota; Metazoa; Chordata; Mammalia; Perissodactyla; Equidae
Gene: GPRC5A
Product: G protein-coupled receptor class C group 5 member A
Biological process (GO): G protein-coupled receptor signaling pathway
Cellular component (GO): plasma membrane; intracellular membrane-bounded organelle; extracellular exosome
Molecular function (GO): G protein-coupled receptor activity; protein kinase activator activity
Source: RefSeq, a predicted model, not a curated record
UCUGAUACGCUGGGCGGGGCCGAGGUGGGUCCCCCAUCACCUAUUUUAGAGGUGACUGUGCCGCUGACGUCAGGCGGCUUUUUGGUUCAUUCCCUGGCACGGGGACUUUAUUUUCAUAACAGCAUGCAGUGCCGUGGAACUGGAAUAGGCGUGUCCUUUCCCCCUGACCCUCUCCCGCCCCUUGUCCCUCUGCCCACCCCCUCGCUCGCUCCCUCCCUCCGACGACAGCCGCCUUUAUAACUGCUCCACGAGGCGAAGGCGGCAUCCCUGCCCGCAGGCGUCCCCAGCACCGAGGGGCUCCGUGCUGCCUCUUACGCGCGCGGGAAGCAGCGCAAAUCCACGGACUGAAGAGAAGGCACCAGGGACCAGAAUGGCCACAACAGCCCCCAGAGGUUGCCACCAGGGCCUGAACUCCAGGUACUACAGGCUUUGUGAUUUGAAUGAAGCUUGGGGAAUCGUCCUAGAAACAUUGGCUGCCCUCGGGGUUGUGACCACGGUGGCCUUCAUGCUCGCUCUCGUGAUCCUCGUCAACAAGGUGCAGGACUCCAACAAGCGAAAAAUGCUCCCGAUCCAGUUUCUCUUCCUUGUCGGUGUGCUGGGCAUCUUCGGCCUCACCUUCGCCUUCAUCAUCAAACUUGAUAGCGGCACGGGGCCCACACGCUUCUUCCUCUUCGGUGUCCUCUUUUCCCUCUGCUUCUCCUGCCUCCUGACUCAUGCUUCCAACUUGACAAAGCUGGUCCACGGGAGGGAGCCCCUCUCCUUGCUGGUGAUGCUGGGCCUGGCUGUGGGCUUGAACCUGGUGCAGGACAUCAUUGCUAUUGAAUACGUCGUCCUCACCAUGAACAGGACCAACACCGCAAUCUUCUCUGAGCUCUCUGCUACUCGACGCAAUGAAGACUUUGUCAUGCUGCUCAUCUAUGUCCUCUUCUUGAUGUUGCUGACCUUCUUCAUGUCCUCCUUCACUGUCUCUGGAUCCUUCCCUGGCUGGAAGAGACAUGGAGCCUACAUCUGCUUCACCACGCUCCUCUCCAUCACCUGCUGGGUGGCAUGGAUCACCCUGCUCUUGGUUCCUAACCCUGGCCCCCAGUGGGAUGAUCUCAUCCUCAGCGCAGCCUUGGUUAUCAAUGGCUGGAUUUUCCUGUUGGCUUAUGUUGUGCCUGAGUUUCAAGUGCUCACAAGGCAACAGAACUCCAUGGAUUAUCCUCUCGAGGAUUCUUUUUGUAAACCUAAACUCAUGAAGCAGAGCUAUGGUGUGGAGAACACAGCCUAUUCUCCAGAGGAAAUCGCUCAAGGUCGGGAAGGGCCAGGUCACGAGCUCUACACCCCUUACUCCACCCAUUUUCCGCUCCAGAAUCCGACUCCCCCAAAGGAUUUCUCCAUUCCACGGGCCCACAGCCCUUACAGUGAUUAUGAAGGAAGGAAAGAUGGCAGUUAACUGUUCUGAAGAGUGGGACUAACACAGCAAGUCAGCAGAACCAGCGGGGAAUUCAAAAGGACGUGGGCUAAACCUGAGUCUUCUAAGGAAACUGUAGGAACCGUGGUGGGAAGAGCUUGCCUCCCCGCCAACCUCAACCUCUGUCCUUCUGUUCUGGAGUUGAUGGCGGCUAAUUAGACUCCAGUUCUUAGCACAACUCUAGCGUUUUCCUUUGUCCCAAGCUUAGGAUACUCCUUGUCAGUGGGAGUGUGAGGCAACUCAGGGCUAGGCUCUCACAACUCCCUGUCACCUGACAUGUGACUAAAGAUCUGCUCAUCUGACCACGUACUGGCUCAGGCCACUUCAGGAGCCACCUUGUCCCCUCAAGGCUGGUCUUGUGAGGUUGCUUGGCCUGGAGCAGAACUGCAAAUCUGAGCAAAAACAGCAAAGGCCUGUCUCUCAGCCUUGCCCUGCCCAAAUCUACACUGGAAGCCACCUUACUGGCACCCUCCCUUCUUGCCUGGGUGGGAGAGGCUAAAGGUCACCCUAAAUUUACUCAUCUCUGUGGUGCUGCCUAGCGCAGGGGCUCUAUGGGUCCCCAGCACCGAUUCACAGGUCACCCCUCUCUUCCUGCACCCUUCCCAAACUUGCUGUCAGUCCCCAGACCUCAUCUCCCCUCUUUACCAGGAGUUCUCCUUCUGGGCCUCCCCAGUGUGGACAUGUCCAGUUUCUCUGCCCGAAGGAUUUGUGCACUGUCCUCGCUGUAAAUUCCUGGCCCGGUGUCUUCUCCCAUCCCCCGCUCCUCCGCCUCUGUAAAUAGAUUCGCACCGUGAUCACCCCUGCCUUCUGUAACGGGGCAUUGUCUACGAAUGGGGAGUGUUCCUUGUCUAAUAAGCUAUUCGCUGUUCCUCACCUGGAGAUGCAAUAAAGAUGUGGUGACAACCCUUUCAUGUGGCA